Molecule: messenger RNA, 4681 nt
Organism: Orbicella faveolata
Lineage: Eukaryota; Metazoa; Cnidaria; Anthozoa; Scleractinia; Merulinidae
Product: potassium voltage-gated channel protein Shaw-like
Biological process (GO): protein homooligomerization; potassium ion transmembrane transport; action potential
Cellular component (GO): membrane; voltage-gated potassium channel complex
Molecular function (GO): delayed rectifier potassium channel activity; protein binding
Source: RefSeq, a predicted model, not a curated record
UACGCAUGUCGUUUUCGGUUAAAUAAGCGGAAUAAACCGUUUACCAACUUGACCUCAAAAUUUAAAGCGAUAAAACGAAGUGGCUAUAUUGCCUCAAUCAUUAAAAACAAAAAUAUUAAUAUGGCUAGUAGGCUAAAGCGAUCACUUUAUGGAUUAUUCUUUUGGUUGAAAACUUUCAGAAUUAUAAAUUAUAUUUAAGCCAAGGAGAAGCGCGCGUCUUAUUCUGUUGUUACUCCUUCCACUGUUUAUUUUCCAUUGCGACCGUUUCUAUGAGCAAAUUUACAUAACACCAUUUCGCUUUUUCGAACAUUAAUUUAAAUUUUAACCAUUCAGAGGUGAGGGCUUUUUGAAACUGAUGCGAAAUUCGCAGAGUCCUGGACGGUGAUUGGUACAUAACUGACACCAAAGUGUGACAAGGCAGUCUUGUAUUAAUAAAAUGACUCAAUGGAUAUUGUUCAACGCGCGCUUUUAUUAAAGUUUCUAAUUGGCAAUCACCCAAUGGAAUCAUGAAUAUUUAUGUCUGUGCAGGUGGAAAGCAGGAUGUGAGAGCUUUGUAAUAUCGCCCCACAAAUUACUUGUACUAACCUAUCCUGUGAGGGAACCGAUCUGCGCACAGCAACGAUUAGCAAAACACUGCAACACAGUGAAGCGUACAAGGGAAGUUUCUUUACCAGCGAAAAAAAGGCUGAUCAACGUCGAGAUGCGAAUAAAGAGAAAGUUUCAACAGCAGGGGAGACGGCGAACGAGAAAAAUCAUGUUAAUGCGGUGGAAACCUGAGUGAAAGAUGUCCGAAGAAACAGAAGAAAAUCUUCCAAGUCCUACAAGACGGGACCGCAUUGUGAUUAACUGCGGCGGCGUUCGACACGAAACCUUCAGGAACACUCUUCGAAAUUUCCCCGGAACAAGGCUUGCCUGGUGCAUAGAAAACGAAAAUAACAGUGCGGAGUUCUACGAUGCAGAAAGGAAUGAAUUUUUCUUCGAUCGACAUCCAGGCGUUUUCGCAGCCAUUAUAAAUUACUAUCGCACAGGCAAACUACAUAGUCCACACGACGUGUGCGGACCGCUCUUCGAAGAUGAGCUUUUGUUUUGGGCGAUCGACGAGAAGCAGAUGGAACCAUGUUGCUGGACGUAUUACACACAGCAUCGCGAAGCGCAAGAAAACUUGAAGUUUUUCGAAGCGGCGGAGAUGUCGGACGAUGAUGACGAUUGCAAUUCUGAACUUGGCGAGAUUGUAUCUGAGAAUUUUGGAGGGGAACAAUCAUGCUGGCAAAAAUACAAACCGAGGAUAUGGAACGUCUUGGAACACCAGCGAUCUUCAAAGCUAGCUAGGAUGAUGUUUAUGGUGUCACUGAUGUUUAUAAUUCUGUCUGUCCUGGCUUACUGUGUGCAAACUCUUGAGCAGGUAUCUGGGAAUACGUCAGCCCGCCUGGCCAUGGUAAUUAUCGAAGGCGUCUGCGGAAUCUGGUUUACUAUUGAGUUCACACUCAGACUAGCAACUUGCCCAAGCAAACAGGACUUUGUCAAGCAAAUAAUGAACUGGGUUGAUUUUAUUGCCAUCUGGCCAUUUUAUGUUCGUAUUUUAACGACAAAUGAUUACCCGCACGGAGAACCUCGUAUCGAAUACGAUAUCCUAGCAAUAUGCCGGUUGUUCCGCCUAUUCAGGUUUUUUAAAGUUAAUCUUGGAUUCCAGAUUCUUAAGCAAACAAUGAUCGCCAGCUCACGUGAAUUGAUGCUGCUGGUUCUGCUUCUGAUCGUACCGGUUAUUAUAUUCGCAAGCUGUGCUUAUCUGGCGGAGAAGAGAGCUAAUCCCGACGACUUUUCUUCCAUCUUGGCUUCGUUUUGGUGGGCCGUUAUCACUAUCACCACGGUGGGCUAUGGCGAUGAUGUUCCAAUAACACCCACUGGGAAAGUCUUUGGUGCGCUUUGUGCCGCGCUGUCAAUCAUCAUCACUGCGCUUCCAAUCUCUAUCAUCGGCAGUAACUUCUCACUAUACUACUCGCAUGCACAGGCGCAGAUGAAACUCCCUAAGAAAUCAAAGCGUCCCAUGGUUGGUGCUGCAAAUGCCUUGAUGUUGCAGUCCGCAAGACCAAGCGAGGACCUGACUAGUACAGAUAUGACAGAGGGAAGGCUGGAAACGAGAAAGUCGUCACCCGUUGUUAAUGGAUCUCUGGGUGGAGAUACGAAAGUACACCCAUAUCGGGGAAGGGCUAGACGAGCACGGUCCUCUUUGUACGCUGGGGGCAUGGCUCAUCGACAGUCUUUCCCAGUUCGCUCUAGAAGCAGUGAAGAAUUCAUUGCAGUUAACAGUCCACCUCUGGACGACAGAAAAAAGAGCCACACCAGUACUCAGAGUACUACGAUUGACACUCCUCCCAAAAGCCCCCCUCACUACGGGAAUACCCUAACGGUGGAUCCACCGGAGCUCUCGGAAGCUAUCACAGGAUUUAUAGAUGAACCGAUUGAACAAUCAUCACCAAAAUGCCCGCCUAUUGUUCACCGGGAGAGUGAAGAGUUCGAAAUUGAUGACAUCGACAACGUGCUCGCUUCUAUGAAACAGAAAGAGAACAAGGAACAUUUGGUAAAUGGCAAUGCGCGGCCGGGUUCUCCCUGUAGACCGGGAACACCUGGGAGACCGGGGACCCCAGUAAAGAAGAACCAUGCAGUCCGGUUUGUCAAACCAACAUUAACAGUGACUCUUAAUACAGAUAGUAGAGGAAUGGUAAAUGAAUCAUUCGAUGAGGAGGCACAAGAAGAUGAAAAUGAGAAUGAAGAGCCCAAAAAGAACGUGGAACCAAUGUCACCGGUUGAAACUAAGUACUCCAGACGUCGGACAGCACGGAGUCCGGGCCUCUCGUCAAUAAGAGACUUACAGACUCAUCGGACGUGAUAUAAAUUCAGGAUUUGGUGAAUCAGUGAUUAGUGUAUAACUGAGUCGAUAAUCGAUAAUUCUGGUAGUUGUCGGUUAGAGAGGAAUAGAAAAUGGUAUAGUCGUGGAAAGCACUAAAUGCUCUGAAAAGGGUCGAGUUCUCUUUUUUUUUUUUUGUUUCUGAGGGUCUGUUUGAUACACUAUAUAACUGAGGGUGCGUUCCUUUAGAUUGAUCUGGAUCAGUGAUCCAAGAUCACUCAGAUCAUGGUACAUCAAAUGAAUCGAUGAAUCCACUCUGGUAACGGAUUCGUCGGUUCCCUUCAUGAAACAUGAUUCGAUUGAUCUUGGGUCGUUGAUCCUGAUCCAGAUCAUCCCAAAGGAACGCACCCUAAACUUAAUUGUCGAUCUCGAUAUGGCGAAAGGCGCGAUGUAUCUUACGAACGCAGACAUGAAAGCCUGUUUUCACUGAUUCGCUAAGUCCUGUAGAAAUGUCGACUCAAUCAUUGCUUGAUACAGUCAAUGGCAAAAUUGCUGGAGUUCCAGUCUCUCGUGCCGCGUGGUGUCAGUCAUUAAAGUUUGAUCUAAACUGAGAUGGUGCACAAUACAAAACCGAGAUGGCUUGGUGAGUGUCACAAGAAAUUGUGUUGCAACUAAUUACAACAAGCAAGAGGCUGGUUUCUGGUAAGUGGGAAACAAGCUGAACCGUGCCAUUACAACACUGCAAUGGGUCGGGUUGGGGCAGCAUUGCUCAAAGGCCCUUUCUUCCUACAGCUUGAGGAAACAAUGGAAAAUGUACUCGACAGCAUGCAGCAAGGUUAACAGUCAACCAUAAAAUCUUUUUACAUCAUGAGAAGUUCAAUAUUAAUAUUAAUAAUAGUAUUAAUAUUAAUAUCGUGUAAAUAUAUCCUUGCCCUAUUUUCUGGCAAUUACUUUGAUAUGGACUGAAUAUUUUCUCAGUAGACCAACAUAAUGAAGUGAUUUUAUGUAUAUUAUUGUUAGAAAAGGCCAGAAGACUAUGGAGAAAACAGCUUCGAUUCUUUGUCUUAAAAGAAUUUGCAAAUGCACAACAAAAUCAACCAUUUGUUAACGUUCAGUGGCAUAAAUUAAGCUGGUAUCCAUAAAAAUAGUUUUUCAAUUUUAUCUUUAAUCCUUGUAUAAAUUCGCUAGUGCAAAUAAUUUCCUGUAAAGCGAAGUCCUUUACAUUGAAAGGCGGGAAAUGACUCUAGUCCUAUAACCUGAUUGGCCAAGAAACAGCACGCUUGUCGCAACUAGGAUAUCGACGGCCAGAGUAGAUCCAACAGACUUUUGCAAAGCCAAGGGAAAGAUUAUCAUUUCUUGCGAAGUUCAAUUUAAUUUACCCGAUUUCGUUUCAGAAUUUUCAACUUCAUUAGGUAAACCAAAAGUAGUUUUGAAAUUGCGGUGUGCUUCGCUUGUCAGACCAUGCAAAGCGUUUAAACUGCACAUCAUGAGAAAAAAAUAAGUUACUUCGACUUACUUCAACUUGGAAAAAAUUACAUCCAAGUUACAUUUUGUAAAUUUUGUACAAUUUGGUCUCUACGUCUAUCUUAAUUAAUUGAGAGAAUAUUUUCCUAUUGUAACAUAAACAUUACUAGUAGAGCAUAAUUGAGCGGCUUAUACUGUUGGUUUGUACGCCCGCGAGUCAUAAAAGAGAUCACUGAAAUUUCCACUAUGAGAACCCGGCGUAGACUCCCAUUUAAAAAGGACGGAGGUGCUCUUCGUACCAUUUAGGGGUUAAAAAAGCGGUUUUAGUACCUCUCUGGGGAGUCAGCCUCAAAAGGUCCACAGGUGGAUCUU